CACCGUUGCAUAUCCUGGAAACAAUGUGAGCCUUCGGAUUAAAAAGCUAUAUAAUUUAAAGAAAAAAACCAUCCCCAUUUUCUCGAGCGGCUCUCUGACUCCGGUCAUUGGUCAAUCCCUUCUUCUCCCAGUCUCCGUUCUGACCGUUUCGAUCCAAUCUUCGUUAAAGAGUAAUCAAGAUUUUAUUUAUGGGAACAUCAUCUGGUUCUAAUAUUAACCACCAGCAUUCAUCGAAGAUGUUGCCCCCACGGCAACAACCACGACCAGGGAGCUUACAAACUUCGUUGUCCUUAGUCUCCUCUGAACAUCGCUUGUCGCCUGAUGCUCAAGAACCUAGAUCGAACUCAGAUAAUGUUCACGAAUCCCCAACUGAGAGUGCUAGCUCACAAGAGACUUGGCCUACUGCUGAUGCUGUCACAGCAAAGAAGAUGGAAAAUGGGAAAAUAGAAAAUGACUGCCCUGAGCAAUCUGUCAUUCGUCGUGUUUCUAGUGCUGAUAAGAUAACUCUUAGAGACAUCGCAAGAGAAAGAGUUGAUGUUAUCUCUGAAAAGAUGCAUCGCCUACCUGAUGAAUUUCUAGAUGAGCUAAAGAAUCAACUCAAGGCUAUUCUGGAAGGCAAUGGAGGGUCACAAAACAGGGAAGAGUUUUUGAUUCUGCAGAAGCUUGUUCAAAGUAGAUCUGAUUUGACAGCAAAGACAUUGAUUAGAGCACAACGGGCACAGCUCGAAAUCCUCGUUGCAAUAAAUACAGGAAUUCAGGCAUUCCUGCAUCCAAACAUCAGUUUAUCCCAAACUUCUCUCAUUGAGGUUUUUGUGUACAAAAGAUGCAGAAACAUUGCAUGUCAAAACCAGCUACCUGCAGAUGAUUGCACCUGUGAACUAUGCGCCAAUAGGAAUGGUUUUUGCAAUCUAUGCAUGUGUGUCAUCUGCAACAAGUUUGAUUUUGAAGUAAAUACCUGCCGCUGGAUUGGUUGUGAUUUAUGCUCCCAUUGGACUCAUACUGAUUGUGCUAUUCGUGAUGGGCAAAUUUGUAUGGGCCCUUCUGUUAAAAGUGGAUCAGGUCCUACUGAAAUGCUUUUUCGCUGCCGUGCUUGCAAUCGAACGUCUGAGCUGUUUGGUUGGGUCAAAGAUGUCUUCCAACAUUGUGCUCCAGCCUGGGAUAGGGAGGCUCUUAUGAGAGAACUUGAUUUUGUUAGUAGGAUUUUUCGCGGAAGUGAUGACCCUAGAGGAAAGAAACUCUUCUGGAAGUGUGAGGAUCUUUUGGAAAAAAUGAGGGGUGGACAAGCAGAAUCCACUGCUUGCAGAUCGAUAUUAAUAUUUUUCCAAGAGCUUGAUAUGGAUUCUCCGACAAGUCUGGAAAAUGGGGAAGGUGGACGUCUGAUAGCACCACAAGAGGCGUGCAAUCGAAUUGCAGAUGUAGUCCAGGAGGCCAUAAGAAAGAUGGAAAUGGUGGCUGAUGAGAAGAUGAGGAUGUUCAAGAAAGCUCGCUUGGCUCUUGAUGCUUGUGAUCGGGAGCUUGAGGAUAAGGCCAAGGAAGUAGCAGAACUGAAGCUGGAGAGACAAAAAAAGAAGCUGCAAGUAGAAGAGCUGGAGAGGAUUGUCAGGCUUAAACAGGCAGAGGCUGAUAUGUUCCAGCUUAAGGCCAAUGAGGCAAAACGAGAGGCUGAGAGGCUUCAAAGGAUUGCACUUGCAAAAUCUGAUAAAUCGGAAGAAGAGUAUGCUAGCAGUUACCUGAAACUACGGUUGAGUGAGGCAGAGGCUGAGAAGCAAUAUUUGUUUGAAAAACUAAAGCUGCAGGAGUCCUCACGGGCAUCGCAGAGUAGUAGUGGAGGUGACCCUUCACUUAUGUAUUCCAAAAUCCGUGAUAUGCUCCAUGGGUACAAUAUCAUCCCCGCUAAAACAGAGUCUCAGCCAAAUGAGCGCCAUGGUUUUAGAGCAAAUCCCUGACUGUCUGAUGUGCGAGUUAGAAUAUGUUGCUUUGUUGGUAAAUUAGAGUGUUAAGGUUUGCUGUUUCAUUUUAAUGUAUGAAACCUUCAAUGAAUUGUCAGUUAAUAGUUUAUUAUUUGUCGUAUGAUAUGUUGUCUUCAUGUACGAACUUCCUUUCUGUGGCUUCGAAUGUGCAAUGAGAAAUCUCCAAUUUCAUGUAAA
Gossypium raimondii (Peruvian cotton) is the source of this 2147-nucleotide messenger RNA. RefSeq names its product OBERON-like protein. Gene Ontology annotation, cellular component: nucleus. Bases 189 to 1946 code for a protein of 585 amino acids. The transcript has 3 exons. The record is from RefSeq and is a predicted model, not a curated record. Lineage: Eukaryota; Viridiplantae; Streptophyta; Magnoliopsida; Malvales; Malvaceae.